CACUACACAUUAUUGAAGGCCUUCGAGAAAAAUAUGACACGAUGCGUGAGCUGGCAAAUUGCCAAACUAUUUGGCUGCGCCCUAUACUAUUCGUGUAUAAAAGCCAACGUACUUGAUUCAGAAAACACUAUCAAGUUUCAGCCAUGAAAUUCACUUCACUCCGGGUCACCUCUGUAAUGAUCGCUGUCACAGCAACGGCUGGCAUGGCUGUCGUAUCCAACGGCGAUGGGCCAGACAUACCCUGUUCUCCUUACACAGGGGGGUGCUCGGGGGGCAUCAAAAGUUACAACAAUGGCAACGCUUUCGGGUAUGUUUGCGGACCUAACGGACACGUAACGGCCUGGUAUCCAUGCUCAUGCCCAACUUGCUGUGGAGUAGUCACGGGCUAUGGGAUGCUUGAUCCCGGAUGUAUCACAAAACCAGAGUCUGACAUGGAACAAUUAGCAUGAUACAUGCAAGAGGGCGUGAAAAGUGCUAUAAUUGAGAGUCAUGAUCACGCUGUCUCAUUGUCCAAAGAAUGAAGACGUUUUGUAAGUGUGAUGUCGAAUAAACUAGGCGAUAGACGGGGGCCACAUUGUGUGGCUUUUAUGACAAUCUCGAUGUU
Molecule: messenger RNA, 604 nt
Organism: Suillus subaureus
Lineage: Eukaryota; Fungi; Basidiomycota; Agaricomycetes; Boletales; Suillaceae
Exons: 3
Coding region: 144-449 (101 amino acids)
Source: RefSeq, a predicted model, not a curated record